UGUUGGCGGGGCGGCGGCCCGGCCGGCGGAGCGGCGUGGGCGUCGGGCCGUGGAGGCGGCGGCGGCGGCAGCGCCGCGGAGCGGGAGCCGGAGCCGGAGCGGGAGCGGGCCCGCAGGGGACGCGGUGGGGAUCUCGCCGCCCGGGGGUCGCGCCGCCCCACGGCGAGGGCGGGUCGCUGGCGCGUUGCGGACUCGCGGGCUCCGGGGCUGGGAGAGCGCAAUCUCCUCCCCCGAAAUUCCCCGGAAGCGCGGCGCGGCUGGCGAGCGCGGCGAUGUGAGGGAGGCGGCCGGCGGCGCCCGCCUCAGGAAGGGCAUGUUCGGAGGGGCGGCCGCGGCGCGCCGCCCGCCCCAGAGCCCCCUCCCCGCCGCCGCGCCCGGACCGCGAUAAAAGGGGCGGCCGCACUUCCUGACUCGAGCCCCGCGCUCGCCGCCGCCGCCCGCCCGCCCAGGGGGCGAUGACACGGCGCCCGCGGCGGCCCCGAGGCGCCGGGCGGGCCGUUUGCUGACCGGAUCGCGGCUGCCCGCCAGCGUGUCGGCGGCGCGGCCGCCAGCAUGGGCUGCGCCCCGAGCAUCCACGUUUCCGAGAGGCGGGCGGCGCACCCCGGCGGCAAGGAGGCCGAGGACGCGCCGGGCCCCGCGGCGCUGCCGCCGCCCCUGCCGCCCGGCGGGCCGGGCCUCCCCUCCGGCCAGAAGACGCCCGCUUUGCCUGGGGCCCGUGGCGCCGGCCUCGCGGAGCCCGAGCCUCGCGGCGGCAGCGGCACGAAGGUAGCAGUAGCUGAUGUGGAAUUUGGCCCCAUGAGAUUUCAUCCACAUCAACUCCAGGUACUUUUAGUGUUUACCAAAGAAGAUAACCAGUGUAAUGGAUUCUGUAGGGCAUGUGAAAAAGCAGGGUUUAAAUGUACAGUUACCAAGGAAGCUCAGGCUGUCCUUGCCUGUUUCCUGGACAAACAUCAUGACAUCAUCAUCAUAGACCACAGAAAUCCCCGGCAGCUGGAUGCAGAGGCGCUGUGCAGGUCUAUCAGAUCAUCAAAACUCUCAGAAAAUACAGUUAUUAUUGGUGUAGUACGCAGGGUGGAUAGAGAAGAAUCAUCUGUAAUGCCCCUCAUUGCUGCUGGCUUUACAAGAAGGUAUAUAGAAAACCCCAGCCUCAUGGCCUGUUAUAACGAACUGCUCCAGCUGGAGUUUGGAGAGGUGCGAUCGCAGCUGAAACUCAGAUUUGCAAGGAAACUUGAGGUGGAUGGUUGCCCUUGGGCCUGCUUCGUUCCUCACUCCUGGAUCUUCCACAGCCUGGCUGCAGCACUCCCACAGGCUGGUAACUCAAUAUUCACUGCAUUAGAGAAAAGUCAAGAAGCAGUUGAAAUUACAAGUGAAGACCACGUUAUACAGUAUGCAAAUCCUGCAUUUGAAACAACAAUGGGCUAUCAGUCAGGUGAAUUAAUAGGGAAGGAAUUAGCAGAAGUGCCUAUAAAUGAAAAAAAGGCUGAUUUGCUCGAUACUAUAAAUUCAUGCAUCAAGAUAGGCAAGGAGUGGCAAGGAAUUUACUAUGCCAAAAAGAAAAACGGAGAUAACGUACAACAAAAUGUGAAGAUAAUACCUGUCAUUGGACAGGGAGGAAAAAUUAGACACUAUGUGUCCAUUAUCAGAGUGUGCAAUGGCAACAAUAAGGCUGAGAAAAUAACUGAAUGUGUUCAGUCUGACAGUCGUACAGAUAAUCAGUCAGGGAAAUAUAAAGACAGGAGAAAAAGCUCACUAGAUGUCAGAGCUGUUGCCUCUCGAGCAAGUGAAGUUGCCAGCCAGAGACGACACUCCUCCAUGGCCCGGAUACAUUCCAUGACAAUUGAGGCGCCCAUCACCAAGGUAAUCAAUAUUAUCAAUGCUGCCCAGGAAAGCAGUCCCAUGCCUGUGACAGAAGCCUUAGACCGUGUGCUGGAAAUUCUAAGAACCACUGAAUUAUAUUCGCCACAGUUUGGUGCUAAGGAUGAUGAUCCUCAUGCCAAUGACCUCGUUGGAGGCUUGAUGUCUGAUGGUUUGCGAAGACUAUCUGGGAAUGAAUAUGUUCUUUCAACAAAACAUCUUCAACAGGUUUCAAACAGUAUAAUCACUCCCAUCUCCCUUCACGAUGUCCCACCACGGAUAGCUCGGGCCAUGGAAAAUGAGGAAUACUGGGACUUUGAUAUUUUUGAACUAGAGGCUGCCACACAUCAAAGGCCUUUGAUUUAUCUUGGUCUCAAAAUAUUCGCUCGCUUUGGAAUCUGUGAAUUUUUAAACUGCUCCGAGACAACGCUGAGAUCUUGGUUACAAAUUAUUGAAGCCAAUUAUCAUUCUUCUAACCCCUACCACAAUUCUACACAUUCUGCUGAUGUCCUUCAUGCCACUGCCUAUUUUCUCUGCAAAGAGAGGAUAAAGCAAACUUUAGAUCCGGUUGAUGAGGUAGCCGCCCUCAUCGCAGCCACUGUUCACGAUGUGGACCACCCUGGGAGAACCAACUCCUUCCUGUGUAACGCUGGCAGUGAGCUGGCCAUUUUGUAUAAUGACACUGCUGUGCUGGAGAGCCACCAUGCGGCCUUGGCCUUCCAGCUGACCACUAGAGAUGACAAAUGCAAUAUCUUUAAAAACUUGGAGAGGAAUGACUAUCGGACCCUGCGCCAGGGUAUUAUCGACAUGGUCUUAGCCACAGAAAUGACAAAGCACUUCGAGCAUGUCAACAAAUUUGUCAACAGCAUCAACAAGCCCUUGGCAACACUAGAAGAAAAUGGGGAAACUGAUAAAGAUCAAGAAGCCAUAAACACUAUGCUCAGGACUCCAGAGAACCGGACUCUGAUCAAACGAAUGCUGAUUAAGUGUGCUGAUGUGUCCAAUCCCUGCCGCCCCCUAGAACAGUGCAUUGAGUGGGCUGCACGCAUCUCAGAAGAAUAUUUUUCUCAGACUGAUGAAGAGAAGCAGCAGGACUUACCUGUGGUGAUGCCAGUUUUUGACAGAAAUACCUGCAGCAUCCCCAAAUCCCAAAUCUCUUUCAUUGACUACUUCAUCACAGACAUGUUUGAUGCUUGGGACGCCUUUGUAGACCUGCCUGAGUUAAUGCAGCAUCUUGACAACAACUUUAAAUACUGGAAACGACUCGACGAAAUGAAGCUGCGGAGCCUCCGACCACCUCCUGAAUAGUUCGUGACACCCCCUGGGGCCCUGAAGCUUUGUCCCUCGGUCAUUUGAAUUCCUGAGGGCAGCCAGAGUCCCUUGGUCCUUUCAGUAUUAGGCAGAACAGUCCCCAGGUCUGCACAGCCUGUGAAAGCACACGGGGACCUUGGUAACCUUCUGUAGCCACCAUCUGAUGCCAUUGCCAUAAAGUGAGACCUAGUCCACUGUACCUGGGCCUGCUGCAGGGGCUCCUCAGGUCACCUAAGAACCAUGGUUUGUAUUAACUUUUGUUAAAACACAAGUGUGGGAGUGCCCCUGCAAAGGACAUUGACGUAUUUCCUGCCAGUGACAGAGAAUGUCUUGUUGCAAACAAUUUCUCUCAAUUAUUUUCAGCACUUAAGAACAGCUAAUGGCAAUCGGAUCUUUAGCAACUUUUUCCACAUCAUAGAAGGUGCAAUCACUUGCUCUGGAACACUACUGAAAGUGACUUCUCUUUUAAGAUUGAGUAGCAAAUGAAAAAUACAAAGAAAUUUUGAAGUUGAUUAUUAAUGUCAAUUAUUAAAAUGUUUUAUUUAUUUUAUUAGAAGUUCAAUAUUUUCUAUGAAUUUAAAAAUACUUCAAAGCCAAAGCCAACUCUAAAUGCCAUGACCAAAUUUACAUGAUUCAUAUGCAUUACAUAUGUAUCACUUGGUGUACAGACUUAUUUUCAUAAUGCAAAUUAAAAAUAUAAAUGAGACAUUUUUACUGCACUACAGAAAUAUUUGUGUAUGUUAAACUUUUCUGAUUGACGCUAAUUGGGAAAAGCUGUUUUGUGGGUGGGUCUGACUCUAGAGAGCUCAAGGAGACGAGCUCCUUCUGUGUAGAAACCAGAGCUCUGAGCCCUCCAGUCAUCUGAUGGGCCUCGCAGGUGCCUCCCCAGAGUAAAAGAAAUUUGGAGUUAACACUUUUUUCCUAAAUUUUUAUAACUGAAUUUCCAAAAGUCUACCUUAUUUUAUAGUGUUUCUAUAAAAUAUUCCCUAUAAAAACAGAGUGAAAACGGAAUAUUUAGUGAAUUGACAUUUUAUAACCAAUCUGUUUUCAUCUGCAGUGGGAAUCUUUGAUUCCAGAAAUUUACAAGGUUCCAUGUCUUCACAUUUUGAUUAAGUGUAGUACCAUAAAAAAUGAUGACAUGUCAAAGUGCUUGUCAUUUCAUUUUAAACUUGUAUUUUUUUUUCCAAAUAAAAAUGAAAUUAAACUAUU
Messenger RNA from Diceros bicornis minor, 4374 nucleotides. RefSeq names its product phosphodiesterase 8A (gene PDE8A). The coding region runs from base 553 to 3162 and encodes 869 amino acids. The transcript is spliced from 23 exons. NCBI's taxonomy places the organism in Eukaryota, Metazoa, Chordata, Mammalia, Perissodactyla, Rhinocerotidae. The record is from RefSeq and is a predicted model, not a curated record. Gene Ontology annotation, molecular function: 3',5'-cyclic-AMP phosphodiesterase activity. Gene Ontology annotation, biological process: signal transduction; positive regulation of ERK1 and ERK2 cascade; cellular response to epidermal growth factor stimulus.